Molecule: messenger RNA, 2882 nt
Organism: Girardinichthys multiradiatus
Lineage: Eukaryota; Metazoa; Chordata; Actinopteri; Cyprinodontiformes; Goodeidae
Product: gastrula zinc finger protein XlCGF57.1-like
Exons: 3
Coding region: 365-1888 (507 amino acids)
Source: RefSeq, a predicted model, not a curated record
GGAGAAAGUAACCGGAUGUUGCGAUGUUAGCAUAACAAAAACACAAAAAACACCUUUGUUUGCUAACUAAAUGAAGUGUGUAAUUUAUCGACUCGAAAGUUAGGUUACAUCAUGUAAAUGUGUACUUUAUACCACUGCGUUUAUUUCUACCUGAGGUUUGUAGCACACAAUGCUAUUAGCCUCCAUUAGCAAAGUGAAUGGACUGUUAGCCACCUAGAGCCGAGGCAGCUAACAGCAGAUAUUUAAUCAGCGUUUCCGAGUUGCAGGCUGCAGAAUAUAUAGAUUAUGUAGCUGAUACCAUGACCUACUAUAACGUGAAGGUUGCAAGCAAGGACUGAAAAGGAGAAUCCCAAGUGGAGCGAGGAUGUCUGAGAUGAUGAAGCUUGAAGCAGAAGACCCAGGAGGGCUCAGGGUUGUGCCUGGCAUACCUGUAGGAUCCACAUCAGAACUGGAGCAGACACAAGACAGCAAAGAUCUCAUGUUCCCAGACUUUCAAAUUGUGGUGGUUAAAGAAGAACAUUGUGAUCUAUGGAGCUCCAACUCGGACCAGCAGGACCCGGAGCCCCUUGACAUAAAGGAGGAAGAUGAGGAACUCUGGAUCAAUCAGGAGGUAGAGCAGCUUCUUGUGAAGAUCGAAGAUGAAGAGAAACCACAGUUAUCAGAGCUUCAUCAAAUCAAAACUGAAAAUGACAGAAAGACAGAAGCUCCAACCAGCAGCUCAACUGAACAGAUGGAAACGGAGUCUAAUGAAGAGAACUGUGGAGGACCAGAACCUGACACCAACCGAGAUCCAGAGUGUUCUUAUCAACAAAGUAAGAUGACUGUUCAUAAAAAAGGUAAAAGACCUAAGAUUACCUCGAUUGGAGUCCAUGAAGGAGAAAGGCCAUUUGGUUGCAGUGUUUGUGGCAAAAGAUUUAAAUGUAAAAUUCAUGUUGAUUUCCACAUGAAGACUCACACCGCAAAGAGAGAGCAUAACUGUGAUUUUUGCGGUAAGGGAUUUCAAGACGACCAUUCACUACAGACACAUGUAAGAGUCCACACUGGAGAGAAACCAUUUGCCUGUGAUGAUUGUGGUAAAAGGUUUCAUGCCAAGAAUAUUCUUAAUAGUCACAUGAAAGUCCAUUCAGAAGAAACAUUUCCCUGUGAUGUUUGUGGUUCAGUCUUUAAAAGAAAGGAAAGCCUAAAAAAGCACAUGUGGACCCACACUGCACAGAGACCGUUUGUUUGUAGUGUUUGCAGUAAAGGGUUUUUAAAACAAGAUCAUCUUAAGGGCCAUAUGCGUGUACACACAGGAGAAAAAUCAUUCAUUUGUAGUUUCUGUAGUAAAGGAUUUUCACUUCAGCACAAUCUGAAAAGACACAUGCUUGUUCACACAGGAGAGAAGCCAUUGGUUUGUAGUGUUUGCAGUAAAGGAUUUUCACAACAUUUAGAUCUGAAGAGACACAUGCGUGUUCACACAGGAGAGAAACCCUUUAUUUGUGGUGUUUGCUGUAAAGAAUUUUCAAAUCCUGGAGGUCUGAAAAAACAUAUGAAUUUUCACACUGCGCCGUUUAGCUGUAGCGACUGCAGUAAACAUUUUGUGGAUGAAAUGCAGUUAGAGCGACAUGCAAGAGUUCACAUUGAGGAGAGGCCAUUUGCUUGUGAGGCCUGUAAAUGCAGAUUUAAUCAUAAGUGUCAUCUUAAAAAGCACAUGAGAGUCCAUUCAGGAGAAAAACCAUUUAUUUGUAGCGUUUGUAGUAAGGGAUUUACGUUACAAGAGAAUCUAAAGAGACACAUGCGCAUUCACACAAGGGAGAAACCGUUUGCGUGUAGCGUUUGCAGCAAAGCAUUUUCACAGCAUGGGAAUCUGAAGAGACACAUGAGUGUUCAUGAGGGUUGCAACUCAUGAUUAUUUUGAUGGCCGACUUAUCUCUCACUACUUUUCCAACAGUCUUCAUUUUGCACACAGGAAUUGCCUCUACUGCAGGGGGGCCAUCUCCAGUCGUUGAGAGCUACUGUCCUGCAAUUUUUGGAAUCAUCCCUGCUCCAACAAACUGGAAUCACCCUCAUCAGCAUGUCAUUUAGCUUUAGUUGUGUUGGAGAAACGGAUGCAUAUAAGAGCUGGAGGACCUCUACUGAAUGAUAUAAAUUCUUACAGUAAAUCAAAAUAUAAAUUUGUUGUGAAAGACACUUUAAAAAAAUAUUUUUCCUUCUUUAGCUGUAGUUGAAAACGGGGUUCUGCAAAAUCAAAUUUUAAUACUUGAAGCAUAUUUUUUUUAAAGUACAGGGUUAUAUGAUACUGCUAGAAAACACAGUCAGAGAUUUGGAGCCAAUUUUUGAUCUCUGCUUUCUGUAAAGCUUUGCCCUGCCCACAGCGAUAUGAUCCAAAUAUCUUGGAAAACUAACACUGUCGAAAACAUUUUUAUUCUAACUUUCCUGUCUUAGUUGAUCAUUAAUUAUUUAUAUUAGCGAAAUGCUGUGCAGAGAGCAGUUUCUGUGAAACAGGGUUUUACUAAUUACUAACAAACACAAAAUGAUUGGAAGUUGAAGUUUUAAACAGUCUGUAUGAGAGGUCCCAGGUUCAAAUCCCGUGUGAGACCCAGUUUACUGUUACAGUCCAGGCAGUUAACAACAAAGAGAAGUAAAAAUGGUGUAAUGUCAUUCUCCCUUUUUUUUUAAGAAGACCAAAAUACAAGUAAACAGUUAUUAUUCAAAAUAACAAGGUUACAAAUUACCAACUCAAAACCAAGACUUAUUUAAAUUUCCACCUAUUUCAACAUACAUCUACCACUUAAAGGCAAGACCAAUCAGAAAGCAGAGUUGGUGCUUCAAACACCGGAGUCAUCAGCAAAAAACUAACCGUGAAUUAGCAGUCAUACAGUUGAGCCAGCCCAAUCACCUGA